AUGCGGAAGGAAAGAAUGGAAAAUCCAACAACCACUGGCAAGAUAGCAGGGAGAAGAGGUCAAGGUUUUGGAACAUUUUCACUAGGGAUAAUUCUAUUAUGCAUGAGGAAGAUAACAGCUUCUGGAUCUCCUUUUUACUGGUACAUAGCCAUCGUGUUUUUUUUACUAGUUUCAGUAGGUCUAAUUUUAGCAACAAACGUCCUAUUUCCGGUAGCGGGAGAAGCGUCUCCAAGACCAGUGGUUCGAUUCCUACUAAACUUUCCAGCCCUAGUUAUAUUAUGCAUAGGCAUUUCGCUGCUAAUACUACUCGUCAUCGACUUCUUUGAUUAA
Messenger RNA from Helobdella robusta, 330 nucleotides. RefSeq lists its product as hypothetical. The transcript is spliced from 3 exons. The record is from RefSeq and is a predicted model, not a curated record. Lineage: Eukaryota; Metazoa; Annelida; Clitellata; Rhynchobdellida; Glossiphoniidae. The coding region runs from base 1 to 330 and encodes 109 amino acids.